This is a messenger RNA of Arvicanthis niloticus (Nile rat), 1215 nucleotides long. RefSeq names its product izumo sperm-oocyte fusion 1 (gene Izumo1). Gene Ontology annotation, cellular component: acrosomal membrane; plasma membrane. Gene Ontology annotation, biological process: fusion of sperm to egg plasma membrane involved in single fertilization; sperm-egg recognition; heterotypic cell-cell adhesion. Gene Ontology annotation, molecular function: protein binding involved in heterotypic cell-cell adhesion; signaling receptor binding. The record is from RefSeq and is a predicted model, not a curated record. NCBI's taxonomy places the organism in Eukaryota, Metazoa, Chordata, Mammalia, Rodentia, Muridae.
AUGGGGCUGCAUUUUACACUCUUGCUGGCAGCUCUUGCCAACUGCCUGUGUCCAGCGAGGCCCUGCAUCGUAUGCGACCCAUUUGUGGUGGCUGCGCUAAAGACUAUGGAGCAGAAUUACCUGCCUGACCACCUGGAUCCCAAGCACCAUCUAAACUUUUUGAAGAGGGUACAGCUGGAAGUGAAGAGCUUCUCGGAACUGCCUAUAAAUAAAGAUACCUUUUUGGGGGUCGUGGAUCAGGACACACUGGAACAAGCAUCCUGGAGUUUUCUGAAGGAUCUGAAACGUAUCACAGACAGUGAUGUAAAAGGAGAGCUCUUUGUAAAGGAAAUACUUUGGAUGCUUAGUCUGCAAAGGGAUAUCUUUGCCACCCUUGCUGCACGUUUCCAAAAGGAAGUUUUUUGUCCCAACAAAUGCGGCAUCAUGUCACAGACUCUGAUCUGGUGUCAACUGUGCGAGAAGCAGAUAUACUUUUGUCGGAAAUCCAAGGAUUGUGGAGAGCGCCAGAUAGAGGUGCAUAGCUUGGAAGACCUGGUCCUGGACUGUCAGCUCAGUUGGCAUCAUGCUUCUGAGGGACUUACGGAUUACAGUUUUUACAGGGUUUGGGAGAACAGUUCUGAGACCUUGAUGUCCAAGGGGAAAGAACCUUACCUGACCAAGACGAUGGUGGGUCCAGAGGAUGCUGGCAACUACCGCUGUGAGCUGGACACCGUCCAUGGGGAACCUGCCACCAUUAUCUACUAUCAUGUCACAGUACUGCCCCCAAGGCCUGCAGAGGAAAAACCACCACCGAACGUCGUAACCCAGGAGGAGCAAGAGACUCCCCCUGUUCAGGUGACUGCACCAACAGGGGAGCCGCCGGAGUCGGGGCCGGAACUGCCGCCGCCAGAGCUGCCGCCACCGCUACCGCCGCCGCUGUCGGAGCCGGAGCCGGAGCUCAUACCUAUAAUCCCCCAGCGUCCAGAGAAAAAACUGAAAAACCGCCUCUUAAUACUGUUGACCCUUGGCCUCGUAGUUCUUGUGGCCAGCAUCGUUGUCUCGGUACUUCACUUUAAAAAAAUCAGAGCUAAAUGGAUGAACUCAAGUGGGGCCACCAAACCCUCCACGGCAGAAUCGAAGAUAGAGCCUGAGAAGUCCCUACAGACGGGAUCGAGGAAGCACUCUCAGGCAGAGACUGACUCUGGGGAUAGGGAUGAGGAAGCAGAAAACGAAUAA